Nilaparvata lugens (brown planthopper) is the source of this 737-nucleotide messenger RNA. RefSeq lists its product as uncharacterized. The transcript is spliced from 2 exons. The coding region runs from base 72 to 626 and encodes 184 amino acids. Lineage: Eukaryota; Metazoa; Arthropoda; Insecta; Hemiptera; Delphacidae. The record is from RefSeq and is a predicted model, not a curated record.
UUAGAGGAAAAGGUGGUAAUAUGGCACCCCUCUGUAUUUCAAUAACCAAGUGCUGAGAUCUAGUUUUGUAGAUGGGAACUAGCUCAUUAGUUCAGUUGAUGGUCACUAGGAGUCCAUGGAACAAGUCUAUGCAGCAGUUGGUGAAUUUUGAGGUUAUUUCUAUCCUUGUGUUUUUUGAAAGUUUGGAAGAGGACUUCUAUGCAAAUAAAGAAGCUGACACUCACAGAAGAGGCCGUGGCCGUGGACGUGGUAGAGGUGCCAAAAGAAAUUUGAUUUUUAACGACCCUCAGCUUUCUACAUCAGGACUCCAAUCUCCUAUUACUGAUCAAGAGCAUGGAAAAUCAAAGACAAUAAAAAGGCCUAAACAUCAAGAACAAACCGACAGCAGUGAUGAUGAUGAUGAUGAGGUGCAGCUCUCCACUUGCUCCAUCAAGUCACCCUUUGACCUGCCAAUUGGAGAGCCUCAACCAGACGAAAAAGAUGUGGCAUGUAUUUUCUGCGAUGAAAAAUUCUCGAGUAAUGUACGAGGAGAAUUAUGGGUCCAAUGCUUGAUGUGUUCUCUUUGGGCCCAUAAUGAAUGUGCAGGAGCAGAGAGGGAGGAAUAUGUCUGCGAUUUUUGUCGUUAACUUUUUUCUACAUUCACUGACCUUCAAUCAUCUACAAAUAUCUAUAAUCCAUUUUUUUACCCUAAUAUAAGACUAUUACUCAUGCAUAAUAAACUUUUUUAGUGCCACAAA